CGGACCGGCAGGCUAGGCCCUCCCGGUGAUUAAAGGCCCGCGGAGCCCGGGGGCGGAGCCGAGGGCGCGGACCGGCAGGCUAGGCGCUCCCGGUGAUUAAAGGCCCGCGGAGCCCGGGGGCGGAGCCGGAGCCGCGGACCGUCAGGCUAGGCCCUCCCGGUGACUAAAGACCCGCCGAGCCCGGGGGCGGAGCCGGAGCCGCGGACCGUCAGGCUAGGCCCUCCCGGUGAUUAAAGGCCGGCGGAGCCGAGGCCGCGGACCGGCAGGCUAGGCCCUCCCGGUGAUUAAAGGCCCGCGGAGCCCGGAGGCGGAGCCGAAGCCGCGGACUGGCAGGCUAGGCCCUCCCGGUGAUUAAAGGCCCGCGGAGCCCGGGGGCGGAGCCGAGGCCGCGAACCGUCAGGCUAGGCCCCGCCGGUGAUUAAAGGCCCGCGGAGCCCGGGGGCGGAGCCGAAGCCGCGGACCGGCAGGCUAGGCCCUCCCGGUGAUUAAAGGCCCGCGGAGCCCGGGGGCGGAGCCGAGGCCGCGGACCCGCAGGCUAGGCCCCGCCGGUGUUUAAACGCCCGCGGAGCCCGGGGGCGGAGCCGAAGCCGCGGACCGUCAGGCUAGGCCCUCCCGGUGAUUAAAGACCCGCGGAGCCCGGGGGCGGAGCCGAAACCGCGAACCGUCAGGCUAGGCCCCGCCGGUGUUUAAACGCCCGCGGAGCCCGGGGGCGGAGCCGAGGGCGCGGACCGUCAGGCUAGGCCCUCCCGGUGAUUAAAGACCCGCGGAGCCCGGGGGCGGAGCCGAAGCCGCGGACCGUCAGGCUAGGCCCUCCCGGUGAUUAAAGACCCGCGGAGCCCGGGGGCGGAGCCGAAACCGCGAACCGUCAGGCUAGGCCCUCCCGGUGAUUAAAGACCCGCGGAGCCCGGGGGCGGAGCCGAAACCGCGGACCGUCAGGCUAGGCCCUCCCGGUGAUUAAAGACCCGCGGAGCCCGGGGGCGGAGCCGAAACCGCGAACCGUCAGGCUAGGCCCUCCCGGUGAUUAAAGACCCGCGGAGCCCGGGGGCGGAGCCGAAACCGCGAACCGUCAGGCUAGGCCCCGCCGGUGUUUAAACGCCCGCGGAGCCCGGGGGCGGAGCCGAGGGCGCGGACCGUCAGGCUAGGCCUCCCGGUGACUAAAGGCCCGCGGAGCCCGGGGGCGGAGCCGAAGCCGCGGACCGUCAGGCUAGGCCCUCCCGGUGUUUAAAGGCCCGCGGAGCCCGGGGGCGGAGCCGAGGCCGCGGACCGUCAGGCUAGGCCCUCCCGGUGUUUAAACGCCCGCGGAGCCCGGGGGCGGAGCCGAGGGCGCGGACCGUCAGGCUAGGCCCUCCCGGUGUUUAAAGGCCCGCGGAGCCCGGGGGCGGAGCCGAAACCGCGAACCGGCAGGCUAGGUCCCGCCGGUGUUUAAACGCCCGCGGAGCCCGGGGGCGGAGCCGAGGGCGCGGACCGUCAGGCUAGGCCCUCCCGGUGACUAAAGGCCCGCGGAGCCCGGGGGCGGAGCCGAAGCCGCGGACCGUCAGGCUAGGCCCUCCCGGUGACUAAAGGCCCGCGGAGCCCGGAGGCGGAGCCGAGGGCGCGGACCGGCAGGCUAGGCCCCGCCGGUGUUUAAACGCCCGCGGAGCCCGGGGGCGGAGCCGAAGCCGCGGACCGGCAGGCUAGGCCCUCCCGGUGACUAAAGGCCCGCGGAGCCCGGGGGCGGAGCCGAGGGCGCGGACCGUCAGGCUAGGCCCCGCCGGUGUUUAAACGCCCGCGGAGCCCGGGGGCGGAGCUGAAGCCGCGGACCGUCAGGCUAGGCCCCGCCGGUGUUUAAAGGCCCGCGGAGCCCCACUCCUCGCAGGCGCUAUGCUGCUCCGGACGUCCCGGACACUGUCCGGCGUUCGCCGUCUAAGUCGACCCUGCAGCGGAGCCCAGACGCCCGCCAUCUCGCCCAGCAAGCGCGCCCGGCCUGCGGAGGACGGCGGCCCGCGGCUCCGCUUUGUCCGGCUCUCGGAGCACGCUACGGCCCCUACCCGGGGCUCCGCGCGGGCGGCGGGCUACGACCUGUACAGUGCCUAUGAUUACACGGUUCCAGCCAUGGAGAAAGCCCUGGUGAAAACGGACAUUCAGAUCGCCCUUCCUCCUGGGUGUUACGGAAGAGUGGCUCCACGUUCUGGUUUGGCUGCAAAACACUUCAUAGAUGUAGGAGCUGGUGUCAUAGAUGAAGAUUAUAGAGGAAAUGUUGGUGUCGUGCUGUUUAAUUUUGGCAAAGAAAAGUUUGAAGUCAAAAAGGGUGAUCGAAUUGCACAGCUCAUUUGUGAACGAAUUUUUUAUCCAGAAAUAGAAGAAGUUCAAGUUUUGGAUGACACCAAAAGGGGAUCAGGAGGUUUUGGUUCCACUGGAAAGAAUUAAAACUUAUGCCCAGAAUAGAUAAAUGUACCUUUUUUUCCCUUUAAAAUAAAGAAUUUUCACUUAAA
This is a messenger RNA of Loxodonta africana (African savanna elephant), 2471 nucleotides long. RefSeq names its product deoxyuridine triphosphatase (gene DUT). The record is from RefSeq and is a predicted model, not a curated record. Gene Ontology annotation, molecular function: dUTP diphosphatase activity; magnesium ion binding. Bases 1861 to 2406 code for a protein of 181 amino acids. Lineage: Eukaryota; Metazoa; Chordata; Mammalia; Proboscidea; Elephantidae. The transcript has 7 exons. Gene Ontology annotation, biological process: dUMP biosynthetic process; dUTP catabolic process.